AAAUCAAAACCAGGAGACAUUAGAAAUUUUAAUUACGGAGAUUUUUUUUAAAAGAACAUAAAAAAUUCAAGUUUAGGUUCUUGAUUUUUUUCGAAUCUGUAAAUUAAUUUUUAAUAAAUCCUUCUCUCUUACUCUGUUGAAAAGCGGAGUAGAGAGAAGGUUUAAUUUGUUUGCUGCAUUUUUUUAAUUGAAAUAAAGCUGAAUGUGUGUGAUUUGGUGAUUGAAAGAGAAAAUUAGGGUUUGGUUUGGUGGUGGAAAUAGAUUGAUUAGCCAUGAAUAUGAUGCGUAGGUUAAAGAGCAUUGCCUCUGGUCGGACUUCUACAUCGUCUGAUCCUGGCGGAGAUUCCUUUACAAAGAGAGUAAAAGUUGAUCAAGAAAUAGAGCAGAAGGCUGAUGGUGAAUUGAAUUCAGAUGAGAGAAAUGUCACAGAUAUGGAGCAAUACACGGCUUCUACAUCAUUGGAAAGUGAUGCGAGCACAUCCAACCCAUCAUCUACGGUGAAAACAGAAAAAUCAGGAUAUGAACAGCUACCCAAAGAAAUGCACGAGAUGCGGAUCAAGGAUGACAAAACCACCAACCAUGAUGAAAAGGACAUGGAGCCUACUGUUGUGAGUGGUAAUGGAACAGAAUCUGGUCAUAUAAUUUCUACUACAGUUGGCGGCCGGAAUGGACAACCGAAACAGACAAUCUCAUUUAUGGCAGAGCGUGUUGUUGGCACAGGUUCAUUUGGUGUUGUAUAUCAGGCCAAAUGCUUGGAAACUGCAGAAGCAGUUGCAAUAAAGAAAGUUCUGCAGGAUAGGAGAUACAAAAAUAGAGAACUUCAGAUCAUGCGCUUACUCAGCCAUCCAAAUGUUGUUGAACUGAAGCAUUGUUUUUUUUCCACUACUGACAAAGAUGAAUUGUAUCUCAACCUGGUUCUUGAGUAUAUAGCUGAGACUGUUCACCGAGUCUCGAGGCACUAUAGCAAGAUGAACCACCAACAUAUGCCUAUUAUAUAUGUCCAGCUAUAUGCAUAUCAGAUUUGCCGUGGUCUAAAUUACUUGCAUCAUGUGGUUGGUGUGUGUCACCGUGAUAUUAAGCCACAGAAUUUACUGGUCAAUCCUCAUACACAUCAGCUGAAGAUAUGUGAUUUUGGAAGUGCUAAGAUGCUCGUGCCAGGUGAGCCCAACAUAUCAUAUAUAUGCUCACGUUAUUAUAGGGCACCAGAGCUCAUAUUUGGGGCUGCUUCCUACACAAAUGCAAUUGAUAUGUGGUCUGCUGGUUGUGUCCUUGCUGAACUUCUCCUUGGUCAGCCUCUAUUUCCUGGGGAAAGUGGUGUUGAUCAGCUGGUGGAAAUUAUUAAGGUUUUGGGAACACCGACAAGAGAAGAAAUUAAGUGCAUGAAUCCAAAUUACACGGAAUUUAAGUUCCCUCAGAUUAAAGCUCACCCAUGGCAUAAGAUAUUUCACAAGCGAAUGCCGCCAGAAGCAGUGGAUCUUGUUUCAAGGCUGCUGCAAUACUCACCAAAUCUACGUUUUACAGCUUUGGAGGCAUGUGCUCACCCUUUCUUCGAUGAUUUGAGAGAUGCCAAUGCUUGCUUGCCCAAUGGACGGGCACUCCCUCCCUUGUUCAAUUUUACAGCUCAAGAGCUGGCUGGUGCAUCGGUUGAACUACGUCAACGUCUCAUUCCAGAGCAUGCAAGAAAAGAAGAUUUGUGAAUCUGAUAUGGUCUAUAUACAGACAUUGUAACUUAGGGUUUUGUAUGUUUAUGCACCCAAGGAAGUUUCUCUGUCUGCUCCAUUUCUCAAGGAUUGACGUUUUUUGACCUCCGCUCGGGUUGCUGAGAUAGAUGAUAGGAGAGUUUUGACAUGUUAAUGGCUGAUGGAUCACUAUCCAAAGAUCUUCUGAUAAAGAUGCAACGGAAGUAUUCAGUUGAUGGGUGAAUCGCAAUGAAGUUCCAACUUAUGCGAUUUGAUUUAUUUAAGAUAUUGUAUGUUAUAGGUCUCCAAAGAGUGUAAAAUGAGUUACAAUUAUGUUGAUCACGUUUCUUACAUAUAGUUACGGGCAUUUGUCACAAUGAGCUAAACUAAUAAUUCAGGUUAAACAAGAUGUCUCCGUACAUCUUACCAGUUC
This is a messenger RNA of Mercurialis annua (annual mercury), 2112 nucleotides long. Its product is annotated as shaggy-related protein kinase epsilon-like. Gene Ontology annotation, molecular function: protein serine/threonine kinase activity; ATP binding. The transcript is spliced from 13 exons. Gene Ontology annotation, cellular component: cytoplasm. NCBI's taxonomy places the organism in Eukaryota, Viridiplantae, Streptophyta, Magnoliopsida, Malpighiales, Euphorbiaceae. Gene Ontology annotation, biological process: protein phosphorylation; signal transduction. Bases 273 to 1697 code for a protein of 474 amino acids. The record is from RefSeq and is a predicted model, not a curated record.